Molecule: messenger RNA, 6357 nt
Organism: Poecilia reticulata (guppy)
Lineage: Eukaryota; Metazoa; Chordata; Actinopteri; Cyprinodontiformes; Poeciliidae
Source: RefSeq, a predicted model, not a curated record
CUCAGCUCAGUGCAGCGGCGGUUCUCCUCCGCGCGUCAUGCGGACAUCCUCAUCCUCACCCCUCGGACACCGUAGCGCCACCCGGACCUCCCACACACAYCCCAGAGAACCGCUCACUUCUUGCUUGCCUCCAACACUUGCAGGGGAAACACAUAUUUGUGUUCAUUCUUGAAGAAUUAUUUAAGUACAGAUUUAUUCAUUAAUUUGCUUCUUGAGACUACUUUGGGAAGCGUGAUUCCUUUCCCGGGUCAGUUUGCUGCUUUUUGGACGCUCAAGGAUGGACAGCUUCCUUCACCUGGUUCUGAUUCUGCAGCUGGUGCUCUGGGAAACGAUGGAGGCCAUGCACCCAGACUGUGCUGUGGUGUUGCAGCACAUGAAGGCUCAAGAAGAAUGCUACGAUAUUCUUGAACAGGAGGAAAACAACUACUCAUCCAAGACAGCAUAUGUUUCAAGGAAYUGCACAGAAAAGGGCUGGUCUGAACUCCUGGACUACCAUGAGACCUGUGUGUUUAAAGAUGUUGAAGAGCAGGAGCCAGUGACAACAUAUUUCUCCAACUUUAAACAGGUGUACACUGCUGGCUAUGCUACCUCACUCAUCUCACUUAUAUCAGCUAUUUUUGUCUUCACUGUUUUUAGGAAAUUUCACUGCACCAGGAACUACAUCCACAUAAACCUGUUCUUCUCCUUCAUCCUGAGAGCCACUGCUGUCUUYGUCAAAGACCUGGUUCUUUUUUCUGAUGCAGAUCUGGACCACUGYUUCAUAUCAACUACAGCCUGCAAGUCCGCUGUGGCCUUUUUCCAGUUUAGUAUCCUGGCCAACUACUUCUGGCUACUGGUGGAGGGGAUGUAUCUACAGACGCUGCUAGCACUCACCUUCGUCUUUCAAAAGAAAUACUUCUGGUGGUAUAUACUAAUCGGUUGGGGUCUACCAACAAUAAUCAUUGCAACCUGGAUUCUCACUAGAAACUUCUACAAUAAUAAGGGGUGCUGGGAUGACACAGAUGUGGCCUUCAUCUGGUGGAUCAUUAAGGGUCCAAUAACUGCCUCCCUACUGGUGAACUUCAUCAUCUUUCUAAACGUGAUCCGUAUUCUGGUUCAGAAGCUGACGUCUCCUGGAGUCGGUGGCAACAAUACAAGUCACUUUAAGCGACUGGCCAAAUCCACACUGCUGCUCAUCCCACUUUUUGGGAUGCACUACAUGGUGUUCGCCUUCCUACCGGAAAAUACAGGAGCAGAAGCUCGGAUCAUCAUCGAGGUUGGCAUGGGAUCCUUCCAGGGAUUUGUUGUAGCCUUGCUGUACUGUUUCCUAAAUGGAGAGGUGCAGGCUGAGCUGAAGAAGCGAUUUUGGAAGUGGCAGACUGAGAGUUACCUGAGCUACAGUAAACGACGGCGUACGCUGUUCAACGAAAGCAGCACGGUCACACAGAUAUCUGUUCUGGAUAAAUCCAGUCCCAAAGAGCAGCAGAGCUCCGAAUCACAUGCCCUUACACCCAACAAUGUGUCUGCAGUCUGAAAACCAUGAGACGGGUCCAGCAGAUGAGUUGUUUUUUUUGUAUCGCACAGAUCAUGCUGUGCAUAGACUACACCUCAGAGCCUGGUUGUUGGCGGGUGUGUUUAUCCUGAACUGUGAGACCUCUGAACUUGCUGUGCAAGAAGUCGGCAUCAUCCCACACACGUUUUACAGCACAUUCAGAUUUUCCCCCCAGACACCAGAGUUUACAGUGUGGCUGGAAAACUACGUCAUUUGCUUUCGGGCAACUCCUCCACAUUUUACUUUCCAACACUGAACUCUUUCUGCUAUUUAAAGAAGAGAUAAGAAAAAAAAACACAAAAAAACAAACAAAAGAUGAACAGGAGCCUUGUUCAAAACUGAAGUAAAUCAAGGUGGAACAUAAAUGAAAAGAAGUACAUUUUAAUUCAACAUAGUCCCAAAGCUUUUAUUUACCAGUCUUUUUGAUUAAGUUAGAAUAUUUUCACACUUAAAUUUGUCACUAACAACUCAACUAAAAACAACAAAAUACAUUACUUCAGAAAAUAAAAGAUUUUGUAAAGGGAACAAAGAGUUUUCAUUAUGUCAAAUGUUCACAUUUUUCCAACAAACUAAAAUGGCUUUGUGGCACUAUAAGUACAAAAUACUUUAUAAGAGAUUAAGAUGUAAAUUUUCUUUCUCAGUCGAAGCUGAACCUGCAACCGCAAUACUGACCUGAAUCCUGAACAUAAGUAGCCAUUUCUUUUGCCUGUACUCUGUGUCAUUAUGUGUAAUAAUUUUAAUCUGGCGGAUGCCUUUAUGAGGAACUCUUGGGUGCAGUAAGAGGAAAUCAUACUUGUACACAAAGAUUACCAAUUCUCUUCAUCAGUUACUACUCUGACAGUUGUAAAAUUAUAUGACCGAUAAAUAAGAUACUUUUCUUUUUCAGUAGGUAAGGCAUAUUUUACGAUUAAACUUUUAGCCUGUAGCUGAAUAACUGAAGGUUUCCUACAAUCCCUUAGAUGUCGUGCAACAUGAACUCCCGAUUUCACAACAAUUCUGCUGGCUCUCAGGAAGAAUUCAGAAUCAAACAUAUUUAUAAGCUUUUCUCACUCUUAAUGUUUUACUUUAAAAGUCAAGGAAUCCAAGGGGCUCCAUGUUUGUUUUCAUCUAAGCAGACUUCACAGCUGAGCCAGCGUUUUUUUUUUGGACCUAUGACGUUAGAUUGCAAAAGGAGAUGUAACUAGAAGCCUCUUUCUCAAGGAUGUCAACAACUUGUAUGUUACCAGCAUGGCAUGGCCAUGAAGAAGAUAUACUCCAGCCAUGAGGCCGCUAUAAGCAGACCUGUUUAAAAUUCCUUGGUGACCAUUGCACACAGAUGUAUACUCUAUCAUUUUUGCUACCAGACUCCACUCAUGCUCCAACAAAUUUUAUCAGAACCAACAGAGACUGAAAAAGGUUUUCUGGGUGCCAUGCCACACCUUAUCAGCUUGACACCAACCGUUAACCCACUCAUGUGCAUUGUCCUUCAUACUCUAAUACGCAUAGAUGUACUUUUAAUAAUGACCAGAAGACCUUCCUGCAAUUACUUCGAGAAACUAUAAACCCAAUAGUUACCUGGUAUUAUUGCUUGUUUGACACCAGUUUCUUUACGUUUGUCCAACAAUCCAUAUAAAAAAAAAAAGCUGUGAUACCUGUGAUUUUGAGAGAUCCAGCAUCACCUUUUUUCUUUAAACUUUGGUCAUUCUUGUGUUACAUUACAUGUCUAUUUAGGAGAUGAAAAUUCAUGAUGCCAUCUGUGGCUAUGUCUGCAAAAUGUUGCACAGUGCAUUAGCGCACAUCUGGAGCACUAGACUGUAAAAGCCUUUUGUUUUGUCUUUGUGAAUGAACAGUGUUUUGUGACUGUUGCAGUUGACUCAAAUGAUUUAUACACUGACCAUACUGAAUUUGUUAAAUUUGUUUGGCUAUAGAAUCCUUACUGUAUCAAGUUGGUGUUUGCAGGCAAUAUAUAUAUGUGUAUAUAUAUAUAUAUAUAUAUUAUUUUUUUUCUGUAAGACGUUUAAUGACACAGCUCUUUUGUAAAACCAUAUAAGAAGACCAUAUUUUUGGCAUAACAUAGGUUGUCUUUAAUAGCGACUGAAUAGGCUGCGUUGACACUACUAAUAUUGUAUCAGUGUAGUUUUUCCUCCUUCUUGACACUGUAGGUAAUUUGCACAAAUGUACAGCGAUGUGUGUGUAUGCAUAUAUUAACAAUGCCUGGGCAGAAAAAAAGUUGCCACCAAAACAAAGAGUGGUCACAGAAUACAGUGACUUUGGUUUUAGCGCACAUUUGUAGUUGCAUUGUCACAAGAUUUAUUUCCAUCCAGUGUCGAAUUACUUUUUCACCAAGAUCUUGUAUUCAUGAUGGAGAGUCUGACGAGUGUGAAAAGCCUUCUCCCAAACAUCACAAAGAUUUUCAGUGAGGUUGAGGUCUGGACUCUCAUGCUCCCUGAACGACUCGUUCACAAUUUGAGCCCAAUGAAGCUUGGCAUUGUAAACUUUGAAUAUUUAUUGAUGGAAUACAAUGAUUAUUCAGUAUAUUCAGGUAGACAGCUGACCUCAUAGUGAUCAUAAAUCUGAGCAACUGCAGCUGCCACCACAGCUUGUACAGUAGGCAUGAUGGGUCCAUCACUUCGUCUGCCUCUUUUCUUACCCUGAUGUGUCCAUCACCCUGGAAGAGGGUAAAUCUGGACUCAUCAGAUCAUAUGACCUUCUUUCAUCACUCCAGUGUCCAAUCUAUAUGUUCCCUUGCAAAUUGUAUAAUUUUCUCCAGUUAGGCUCACUAAUUAAUGGCUUUCUUAUGGCUACACAACUGUUUAGCCACAAUUGGCUGAGUUUGCUUCACAUUUUGCAUGUGGAACCACUUUUCCUUUCACUAUUGAACAUAGCAGAUUUCUUCCAUUUAUCUUCAGUUUAUUUCACCAAACACUUCAGUGAUCACAGAUCACGACGAUUCACAGGUUAUUCCCAAACACAUUUCUCAAGACAGUUUUAGUAGUUUUUGCAAUCUCAGUAGAUGUUUUCUCUGCCUGAUGCCAAUGCAUCCUUAAGCAGAGUAACAUUUUUUCCACGACCACAGGAUUUGUCGUGCAACGCGCUCAGUUAUAUUCAGGUGGCGACUUUUAUUUUCACCAGGCAAUGUAUACAUAUAACGUGUUUAUAUACAUGUAUAUUUAAAUGUUUGUGUGAAGGAGAUAUAGGCAUCAGCUACUGACCAAUACCGUGCCUUUUUCCACACCGUUUUUCACAGUGUUUAACAGCGCGGGUGAGUUACAUUUGUUGAUUUUGUGCAACUGUACCUUAUACAUCAUAUACAUAUUUUUAUGCUGAACAAAUUUGCCUCUGUGUUCUUUUGUAAUUUUAGAAAGGAUGAUUUAGUGUGAUUAAUAUGAAGUUAAGAUGCCCAUGUCGAGUGUGCAUACUCUCCUCUUACCGUAUGAUCAUAAACGGAGCACAUAUGUAAUAAUUCAUUGGUCAAAUGUCGAGAAGUAUUGAGCCUUGGUAAACUAAUUUAUGGACUUUUACGUAAUUUGUCAUGUUACAGCCAGAAACUUACUAUAUUUCAUAGGCUUCUGUGUGGUGGACCAAUACAAGGUAUUGCAUAAUUGUUAUGGGAAAAUGAUACAUGGUUUUUAAGUGUUUUUUUUUUUUACAAAUAAAAUGCUAGAGAUGUGGGUUGAGUUUCUCUUCUGUCCCUUUACUCCGAUUACACCUAAAUAUAAUUUAGUGAAGCCAUUCAUCUUGAGAAAUCAUCUAAUUAGUAAAGAAUCCAAAAUUUUAUUUAUUUAGAUUUUCUUUACAAUUCUGAAUGCAUUACAAGAAAAUAAUUUUUAAGGUGUCACAUAUCUGUUUGGGUAAAUGGAUAAAGAAACAGAUUUUUGUCACCUUUUUUUAAGAAAAGAAAAGUAGAUUUUGCAGUAUAAACAUAGUUUUGGUCCAUGUUUACAUGAUACUCUACACACUCUGGAAUGAAGUCCAGAUCAAAUGCAUUCAGGUUUAUGGUUAUAAAAUUUUAAUAAAUUUACUGGUGUGAACAUUUUGGGACAGCAUGAAAAAUUAGUGCCAACAAAUGAACCAGCAAGUUAAACAUUUAUUUUUAUACUUUUUUUUUCAUAAUAUACGAAAACACUUGAUAUUCACAAAAAAAGAUGAUGUAAUGAAAACAAUUGAAAAGGAGCUAUUAAAAAAGGCUCACAUUAUACAUUCAGCAACCUAGAAACAAAAUGCUAAGCCCAGUGUCGUCAUUUCAGCAGAUUCAAUCAAUAUAGUUAGGCAUAUCAUUUUAAAACAACCACUAUAAAAAAAACAAACUAAUAAAAAAUCUGGCCAUGCUUCACAGUAAAAACAAAAGGUCUUUCAGCUUUUAUGGCACUGUACUUUCCCUCAUGUCUGUUAACAUUCAAAGGAAAAGCUUUUUACAGAGUGAGAACUAAGAUCCACAAAACAGUUCACAGUUAACGCCCGCAAAACACACUUUUUAGCUUAUUUGCUGCCUCGUGCAGUCAUUACAGUAGUUUCGGCUCAAGAGAAUACCCUCUCUUAUAACCUUGUCUCACAAAAAUGCAUGCAUCGGCCUUUCUGAGUACGGGGGGAUUACGUGAGGCUUUAUUUAAUAACACAAUCCCUAUUUAAGAAAAAUAAUAUUAAAAACAUGAGAACAAUUGGCAUAAAAUCUUUAGAUGGCAGCUAUUCACAUAAAACUCCAUUUACAUUUACAAAGUACAACAUUUGCAGCUUGUUUCUGUUUUGCACAUUUAAACUGCAGUUUAAGUCACAACUGUUGGCUACAGAAGACUUCACCUAACUACUUCAUACUUCAGAACAAGUUCAAAAUAAUAGAUGCGGUAUAA